Molecule: messenger RNA, 2575 nt
Organism: Pocillopora meandrina
Lineage: Eukaryota; Metazoa; Cnidaria; Anthozoa; Scleractinia; Pocilloporidae
Source: the annotation of a GenBank genome assembly
AUGCCACUCCAAUCACAUGAAAGUGGCAAAAAACCUGUUGUGAUUGGACCAGUCAUGGUCUGUGCCAAAAAAAAUCGGGAAACUUAUCAGUCACUUUUCCAAAAGAUGACAAAUGCCUGCCCAGAGCUACGGAACACACUUAAAGCAUAUGGAUCUGAUGGCGAAAGUGCCCUCAUCAGGGCCUUAGAUUUAGAAUUUCCCUUUGCUUUUGGAUUCCUAUGUCUACCUCAUAUUGUCAGGAACAUUGAACACAAGAUCAAAUCUGAUCUACAUCUCUCUGACAGCUUCUACAGAACAGUUGCCAAAGAUUUUUUGUUGAUAAACAGCAAGAGGGACUGGUCAACUGUGACAGCCGUGCUGAUUUUGACUUAAAUCUCUCUAAACUUAAACACGUAGCGAGCCUAUAAAGGGAGGCUGAGCGGCUCAGCCCGUCAAUCACAAAUUGGAAUAAUCUGCUUUGAUUGGCUUAUUCACCCAGGCGUGUGGUACUCCCGCGAAAUUCGCACGAAGUAAUUUUUCAGGCGACCGCACAAGGGAAGGUUUUUCGCUUGCUUGCUUCCCGCCUUUGUGAAAAGGUAAGUGAAAACAACAAGAAUGGCAUCUACAAAAGAAGAAUUUAGACAGGUAUCGUACUUCAUAUACAUGCAUUUUAACACCUUUUUUGUUGUUUCACUUGUGAAAGCAUAUCGAUUGUUUUGGAGUUUGUUACUCAACGUAAAUGCCGUGUUUUAGGUUGUACUUCUAAUGCCAGUGAGUAAAAUGGAAUCUCUGCGUUCUUUUGUGGCCUUCAGCGGCGGGGAGGUUGUCUCUGAAACCAAACCCAGCCGAAGGAAAAGAGCAAAAAUAACACAAGAUAGCAAUGUCCGUGAAGAGGAAGAUGCUGGUAAAUAUAUAAAUGUAGCUUGAUUUACAUGUCGCGUAAUUUCAGCCAAGCUUGACAGAAAUGUAAUUCUUUGUAGAUGCCCACGUUCAAACUACAAUCAAUCGUGAAAAUUAUCAAUGAAUGUGUAUUUGCAUUGUUUCAGUGCAUGUUUAUAGCGAAAUUUGCUUGAAUAAAGCUUGAAUUGUAUUCAACACAACUCGAACACAAGGUAAAUAUUUGUAGUUCGCUUUCUGUGAGUGUAUAUAAGCUUCCCUUAGUGUAGAGGUACAUUUUAUCACAAGCAAAGAUUUUUUAGUAUUCCCACAUUUGCAAACACAAUCAUUUCCGUCAAUAAAAUGUCUAAACAAGUGUUCGAGGGCAGAUCCGCACACUAAAUAAAUUUCGUCAUUUUCUCGGCUCUCGCUAUGCCGCUGGGUCUUGAUGUAGCUGUCCUGGAACGAUUCUGGGGGCGAGCUUGCGUUUGUCUCCUCUUCGAUUACUGACUGCAUACUAUCAAAGUCCACAAAGUGUGCAGUUUCUAAACCAUUUGCCUCGGUUUUGGCAUUAUGUACAAGCCAGUUGUCUACUAAAAUUUCCAUAAAACGAGCGUUUGCUGCAGGUACGAGUUUGUUAUCCAAAUGCCGCUCUUUUUUGAUGGAUGCAAUUUUCAUCUUCAGCGACUCCAGGCGGCCUUCUUCUUCUUUGUUUAACUCUAUUUUGAAGUCGUACCUGACCUUUUUAGCCUUUAAAGACUCUUUCUUUUCUUUGUAGUACUCAGAAUUUCGGAUUUUUUUGUUCUGAAUAGAACAGUUUGGGGGUGCAUUUGCACUAUGGCGGCCUAGCAUGGUCGCAAAACGUAUACAUACGAACACAUAACUUCUGUUUGUUUUGUUGUUUUACUUUCCCGCCGCCAAAACUCAAAGUACAAGCCUCACUAUCGUACAGAACCUACAGGCAUGCUCAAGUUAUAGAAAUAGAUGAUCUUUAUGAUUGCAGGCCCAUUUUCUCAACGGAGGACAUGCGUUCAUCGAUCUUGAGCGCCCGCAAAAUUUGAAUUUUCUCCGAACGGGAAGGAAGUUUUCGCUCGUUUCUUGAGUUUUUUGUCUAAGAACAACAUUUGAGACACUCUUGAAAAGGUAAGCAAAUGGUGGGGGUUGUAAAUAAAUAAUUUAAUGUAUCAUUUCUUGAAAGCGGACAACAAGAGAUUUAGCAGAAGAUUUAUAACGAUAGUGACCGUUGCAGAAAGCCGCCAUUAUUGGUGCGAAGGAAGCCAAGUGCAAACCGCUUACCUUUUAUGGGUUCCCUACGUGUUUAAAGUAAAGUGGAACAACUUGGAGCUGGAAGAAAGGAGAAAGAAAAAGAUGCCUGAAGAUGCUAAAGUCUUUCUCUAUUUCGAAAAAACAAGGCUGAAGUACUGUCCAUCACUGAUGACCAAGUCUUCUCCAAGAAGUUGGCAUAGAGGAAGACAUGUUUGACAACAACUGCCCUGAGUCAAUGAAUGCGUCCCUGAAAACCUGGAUAGAAAACCAAAGGAAAGAUGUCUCACAGGUUAUUAAUGAUAUUCAAGGAUUUGUGAUGAAACAACAUCACGAUAUUGGCAAAGUGUUUACAGAAAUGUCAGGUCCAUACGUCUUAAAGGACGAGUAUAACAAUGCAAAAAUGCCUCCAAACUUCUGGGCUCUAAGUCCCUCCAAAACGAAGGCAGCUUCUUGA